AACCAACCUUAAUUUCAUCUACACACCUUUAAGACACAUUCUUCAGUUUCAUCAGUCCAUCCUCCCAUGGCUGAUUCAUCAACCAACACCAUCUUCCUCUUGUUAACCACUCUAAUAUUCACCACCUCAUGUACCUUCUAUGUUAAUGGAUGCUAUACGUCCAUCAUCAGCUUCGGCGACUCACUCGCCGACACCGGAAACAUGAAAGCACUCUCCCCUAAAUCCAACGGCCAAGCACCCCAUUUCUUGUUUCCACCCUAUGGAGAAACGUUUUUUCAUAAACCUACUGGUCGUUGCUCUAAUGGACGUCUUAUUAUCGACUUUAUUGCUGAGAGUCUUGGACUGCCGUUGAUACCGGCGUCUGAGGCCGGGAAGACGACGGAGUUGGCACAAGGAGUGAAUUAUGCGGUGGCGGGUGCGACGGCGUUGGAUUCGUCGUUUCAUGAAGCAAGAGGGGUUUAUAAUCCGAUGACGAAUGCAUCUUUAAGGGUUCAGUUGGGGUGGUUCAAAGAAUCAUUGCCGUCUUUUUGUUCCACUGUUUCAGAUUGUAAACGUUUAAUCGGGCGAUCCUUGGUUCUCAUGGGAGAGAUUGGAGGAAAUGAUUACAAUCAUGCAUUAGUUGCGGGAAAAUCUAUCGACGAGAUUGAGACAUAUGUUCCAUUGGUUAUCAAGGCAAUCGUCUCAGUAAUCAAUGAACUUAUUGAGCUAGGGGCUGAGACACUUGUUGUACCAGGAAACCUACCAAUUGGAUGCUCUGCUGCGUAUUUGACAAUAUUCUAUGACUCGGACAAGGUGCAAUAUGAUAAUUCAACAGGAUGUAUCAUCCGGUUGAACAGGUUUGCGGAGUACCACAAUGAACUUCUCCAAACAGAACUAACUCAAAUAAGAGAAGUUCAUCCUGAAGUUAAUAUCAUUUACGCCGACUACUACAAUGCUGCCAUGCAAUUUUUUCGCUCUCCAAACAAAUAUGGGUUUACUAACGGAGCUCUAAAGGCAUGUUGUGGAGGUGGAGGGCCAUUUAAUUACAACCCAUCGAUAGCAUGUGCAGACCCAUCUUCAAAUUCAUGUGCUCAACCAGAUACAUAUUUUAACUGGGAUGGAUUGCACUUAACAGAAGCAGCAUAUAGAUUGGUCUUCAAGAGCUUAUUUGAAGGGUCGUAUACUACACCGCGAUUCAACUCCUUGUGCCCUAUUUCAAGGUCACAACCGGUUGGAGGGCUAUCAAGUUCUAUAUGAAUAAGUGAAACGUUUUAUGAAUUCCUACCCAAGUGUUUAAGUACAAGUAAUUAAACUUGGGAAAGGGGAUGUUUUGUAAUCAAUUAAAGCAUUAUAUGGUUUUGUGUUAUCCAAUGUACAUAUAAACCAAUGUACUUCUACAUAGUUUAUUUUAUUUUUUAUUUUAUAUCAA
This is a messenger RNA of Cynara cardunculus var. scolymus (artichoke), 1408 nucleotides long. RefSeq names its product GDSL esterase/lipase At1g28580-like. NCBI's taxonomy places the organism in Eukaryota, Viridiplantae, Streptophyta, Magnoliopsida, Asterales, Asteraceae. Gene Ontology annotation, molecular function: hydrolase activity, acting on ester bonds. The coding region runs from base 67 to 1236 and encodes 389 amino acids. The record is from RefSeq and is a predicted model, not a curated record. The transcript has 5 exons.